Cygnus atratus (black swan) is the source of this 2001-nucleotide messenger RNA. RefSeq names its product solute carrier family 24 member 1 (gene SLC24A1). Gene Ontology annotation, cellular component: membrane. Gene Ontology annotation, biological process: long-term synaptic potentiation; intracellular calcium ion homeostasis; long-term synaptic depression. Gene Ontology annotation, molecular function: calcium, potassium:sodium antiporter activity; calcium channel activity. The record is from RefSeq and is a predicted model, not a curated record. The coding region runs from base 1 to 2001 and encodes 666 amino acids. Lineage: Eukaryota; Metazoa; Chordata; Aves; Anseriformes; Anatidae. The transcript has 9 exons.
AUGCAUUUACCACGGAGAAGGCGGCUACAACGGAACCGAAUCUUUUUCUUGCUCGCCGUAGUGUUGCUCCUCUCUGUCUACCAGCUCCAGUUCAGCCCCUCUCCCCUUCCAGCACCGCACACAGCACCCCAACCCAAGGACCCUGUGAAAGUGACCUCCAGGGACCUCGCCAGCAACAAGACUGCCGUAACAGGCAACGUCACAGCAGCACCCAAAAUAAGGCACUGUGUGUAUGUGGAUCCUGAGCCAACUGUGCCCAUCACUACAUCAGUGGGUACAACACCACAGCGAGAAAACGUCAGUGAAAGCUACCCAGAUGAAAAGCCAGCAUACGAGUCCAAAGGAGAAUAUCCCCAGGACCUAUUCAGUGUGGAAGAACGCAGGCAAGGGUGGGUUGUACUUCACAUCUUUGGCAUGAUGUAUGUAUUUGUGGCCUUGGCCAUAGUGUGUGAUGAGUAUUUUGUCCCUGCUUUGGGAGUGAUCACAGAGAAGUUGCAGAUCUCUGAAGAUGUGGCUGGAGCCACCUUCAUGGCAGCAGGUGGAUCAGCACCAGAACUCUUCACCUCCCUCAUAGGUGUCUUCAUCUCACACAGCAAUGUGGGCAUCGGUACCAUUGUGGGCUCAGCAGUGUUUAAUAUCCUCUUUGUCAUUGGCACCUGUGCCCUCUUCUCAAGGGAGAUACUACACCUGACAUGGUGGCCUUUAUUUAGAGACAUCUCAUUCUACAUUGUAGACUUACUGAUGCUCAUCCUGUUUUUCCUAGACAGUGUCAUUGAUUGGUGGGAAAGCCUCCUUUUACUGACUGCCUAUGCCACAUAUGUGUUCACUAUGAAGCACAACGUGUACCUAGAGCAAUGGGUGAAGCAGGAGCUGAACAAGAAGCUAAAUGCUGUGCAGGCAGCAUCAGCAGAGCAUAUGCGGAAGAAAAGCAGUGGGGCAGUUGCAGAUGAUGGAACAAAGAAGCCAGCAGACGGAAAGAAGCUGCAGCCUACAUCGGCCUUACAGCGAGGCAGCAGCUCAGCCUCCCUGCACAACUCUCAAAUGCGCAGCACCAUCUUCCAACUCAUGAUCCACACCCUGGACCCCCUGGCAGGAGCAAAAUUUAAAGAUAGGGUUGACAUCCUGAGCAACAUAGCCAAAGCCAAGGUGGACUCUCUGGCUGGGCAAGGAUCAAAAUCAGAAGCGGAAGAGGACAAGCAGGCACAAUUACCAAAGACUGUUCAGGUAACUCCUGCCAGUGACUCUGAACCCAGCAAAGACAAACAGAAGGCGGACGCACCACAGGAUGGGCAGCCCUCUUCAGACAGCGAUAACUCAGAAGACAGCAGCUCUGAGAGUGAGGAUGACAGCGAUGAUGACAGCACAGACGAUGAAGAAAACGAUGAGCCAUUAUCUCUCGAAUGGCCAGAAACUAGGAAAAAACAAGCAAUUUACCUUUUCCUCUUUCCCAUUGUCUUCCCUCUCUGGAGCACUAUGCCUGAUGUUAGAAACCCGGAUUCAAAGAAAUUCUUUGUCAUCACGUUUUUCGGAUCCAUCAUCUGGAUUGCAGUAUUCUCUUACCUGAUGGUGUGGUGGGCUCAUCAGGUUGGUGAAACAAUUGGAAUAUCGGAGGAAAUUAUGGGGUUAACCAUACUGGCAGCAGGAACAUCAAUCCCUGACCUUAUCACCAGUGUCAUUGUCGCACGGAAAGGCUUAGGAGACAUGGCUGUCUCCAGCUCUGUAGGCAGCAAUAUCUUUGAUAUCACUGUUGGUUUGCCAGUUCCUUGGUUUCUUUAUUCAGUCUUCAACGGAUUCAGUCCAGUUGCAGUUAGUAGCAAUGGUUUGUUUUGUGCAAUUGUUCUCCUUUUUCUGAUGCUCCUAUUUGUGAUCAUCUCAAUUGCUGCGUGUAGGUGGAAAAUGAACAAAAUACUUGGGCUCACUAUGUUUGCUCUUUACUUCGUGUUUUUAAUCAUCAGCGUGAUGUUAGAAGACAGGAUAAUAUCCUGCCCAGUAUCUGUAUGA